Rhinichthys klamathensis goyatoka is the source of this 2011-nucleotide messenger RNA. RefSeq names its product olfactomedin 1a (gene olfm1a). Lineage: Eukaryota; Metazoa; Chordata; Actinopteri; Cypriniformes; Leuciscidae. The record is from RefSeq and is a predicted model, not a curated record. The coding region runs from base 257 to 1714 and encodes 485 amino acids. The transcript has 6 exons. Gene Ontology annotation, biological process: signal transduction.
AUCGUCUGCUGAACUGCCGUCGUUCGUUAUUCGCGUGAAGAGAGGAGACAGCACAGCACUCUGCUUAUAAACCGAGAGAGCUUGCGUAAUUAUAAAGUUCAGUAUAGUAUAGGUGCGAGCAGAAACGUCCGAGAUGAAUUCAUUUACACUGAGUGCUUUACAAAAGCACAUCACCUCUGUCAGUAGCGCAGGUUACCAGCACAGUUCUCUACUGGAAUGUGUAUAAUGAAGGUUACUGGGAAAGAGAAGAGCAGAGAUGUCGGUGCCUUUGCUGAAAAUUGGAGUAGUGCUCAGCACGAUGGCAAUGAUCACCAACUGGAUGUCGCAAACGUUGCCCUCUCUAGUUGGUCUGAAUAGCACCAAAUUAAGCGUGGCACCUCCGGGUGUGCCGGACCGGAGCACUGGCGUGCUGCCUGCUAACCCUGAGGAGUCGUGGCAGGUGUACAGCUCAGCGCAAGACAGUGAGGGCAGGUGUGUGUGCACUGUUGUGGCUCCUCAGCAGACCAUGUGUUCACGGGACGCCAGAACCAAACAACUGAGACAGCUCCUGGAAAAAGUCCAGAAUAUGACUCAGUCCAUCCAGAGUCUUGACCAGAGGACCCAGAAAGACCUGGAGUAUGUGCAAAGAAUGGAGGUGCAGUUGAAAGGCCUGGAAUCUAAGUUCAAACAGGUGGAGGAAAGCCACAAGCAGAAUAUCGCAAAGCAAUACAAGGCCAUAAAAGCGAAAAUGGAGGAACUUAGGCCAAUGAUACCAGUGUUGGAGGAAUACAAGGCCGAUGCAAAAUUGGUAAUGCAGUUUAAAGAGGAGGUCAAGAAUCUGACAUCAGUGCUAAAUGAACUGCAGGAGGAGAUCGGGGCCUUUGACUACGAGGAGCUUCACAACAGGGUGUCUAAUCUUGAGGAGAGGCUUCGUGCAUGCAUGCAAAAAUUAGCUUGUGGGAAGCUGACAGGAAUAAGUGAUGCUAUAACCAUGAAGACAUCUGGAUCAAGAUAUGGAUCCUGGAUGACAGAUCCGCUUGCCCCUGACGGUGAUACGAGGGUGUGGUACAUGGACGGUUACCACAACAAUCGCUUUGUCCGGGAAUACAAGUCCAUGGCCGACUUCAUGUAUUCGGACAACUUCACCUCGCAUCGACUUCCUCACCCCUGGUCGGGCACAGGACAGGUGGUCUACAACGGCUCCAUCUACUUCAAUAAGUUCCAAAGCAACACCAUCAUCAAAUUCGACUUUAAGACAGCCACCAUCAGCAAGUCUGGUCAGCUGGAUUACGCCGGCUUCAACAACCGCUACCACUAUUCCUGGGGUGGUCACUCCGACAUUGACCUAAUGGUGGACGAAGGUGGGCUUUGGGCCGUGUAUGCCACUAAUCAAAAUGCUGGAAACAUUAUCAUCAGCAAGCUCAACCCAUCAACCCUGCAGAUCAUCAAAAGCUACACCACCAACCACCCAAAGAGGAGCGCAGGUGAGGCUUUCAUGAUCUGCGGGACGCUUUAUGUCACCAAUGGAUACUCGGGAGGGACAAAGGUCUACUAUGCUUUCCAUACCAACUCCUCUACUUAUGAGUAUAUCGACAUCCCAUUACAGAACAAGUAUUCCCAUAUCUCCAUGCUGGAUUAUAACCCUAGAGACAGAGCUCUUUAUGCAUGGAACAAUGGACACCAGGUGCUGUAUAACGUCACCUUGUUCCACCUCAUUCGCUCUGAGGAACUCUAAAGUGGCAUUCUCCAUCCGUCUAAGCUAUACAGUAGCACUGAGGGAAUUUAUUACUGAAAAUUAGAGUAAUGCCUGAUGAUUGUUCAAUAAAAGAAGGCGUAUCAAAAGUAAUAGUUAAUGGCAACAUAAUGAAAAGCUGCCAAAAAGUCUUUUUUUAAGCUCUCCUUAGAUGAUUGUGUUUGAAUUGUCACUGCUAAAAAAAGAAAAGAUUGUAUUAGUUAGUAUUUUAUCUUAUUGUACAUUUAAAAAUGUCGAAACAUGAUUAAACAAAAUUACGUACGAUAAUAAGAUUUUUUU